UCUUUCGUUUUAUUCUUCUUCUUCAUCAUCUUCCUCUUCCUUUCACCGUCCUCCUCCAAUGAAAAUGUCCAGCCUUUGAGUGGAAUGGCCUAAUUCUACCAUUUUUCUUUUCGGGUUGGCUUUGGGACGAAAAAGGACCCAGACUGCGAAAAAGAAAACAAAAUAAAAUAAAAAAAUGGAGAGCAGUUUGAAGACCCAGAUGCCCAUUGAAGAUUCUCGCAUGAAAGACCAGUCUUUUGUUGAGCUGGAAUCUGGGAAUUUCGGGUGUUCGCAUUAUAGGAGGAGGUGCAAGAUCAGAGCACCAUGUUGCAAUGAGAUAUUUGAUUGCAGGCAUUGCCAUAACGAAUCCAAGAAUUCACUUGAUGUUGAUCCUCUUGAUCGUCAUGACAUUCCUCGCCAUGAUCUCAAAAGGGUGAUCUGCUCCUUAUGUGACACAGAACAAGAUGUUCAGCAGCACUGUAUCCAAUGCGGGGUUUGCAUGGGGAAUUACUUUUGCUCUGAGUGCAAGUUUUUCGAUGACGAUGUCUCAAAAAAUCAGUACCAUUGUAAUGAAUGUGGUAUCUGCAGAAUUGGAGGCAAGGAGAAUUUCUUUCACUGUAACAAGUGUGGAUGUUGUUAUUCAACUCUGUUGAAGGAUUCUCAUAUUUGUGUGGAAAAAGCUAUGCAUCACAGUUGCCCCGUGUGUUUCGAGUUUCUUUUUGAUACAACGAGGGACAUUACUGUCUUGCCCUGUGGACACACUAUACAUUUGGAAUGCGUCAAAGAGAUGGAGCGGCAUUUCCAGUACUCAUGUCCAGUGUGCUCGAAGUCAUAUUGCGACAUGUCACGCGUUUGGGAAAAACUUGAUCAAGAGGUUGCUUCGACUCCCAUGCCCGAAAUGUAUCAAAAUAAGAUGGUUUGGAUCCUCUGCAAUGAUUGUGGCGAGAAUUCGGAGGUGAAUUUCCAUAUCGUGGCACACAAGUGCCUAAAAUGCAAGUCCUACAACACAAGGCAGACACAAGGAGGGCCUGGCUCGUGCUCAUCAAGGUUUGUGGAGAUGGUCAGAUGACCGACUAUUUUAGUCAUAAUGAAGCUUAUAAUUUAGCUUCACAUUAAGUCUCAACUAUAUUCUUUCCUUGUCGUUUCACUUAUUGUGGAGCAUUAUUCACUUGACUAAUUUCUUCACAAGCCUCAGGUUGUAACUCGUAACUUAUUACUUCCGUUUAUUCACUAAAAGACGUUUGUUUCCAAAUUUCCUUUACUUCUUGAUGAUCAUCCUCAGUAAAAUACUAGCCAAGCUUGUUUGUGCAAGUACGGUCCCGUUCAUUUCGCUGAUUCGAGUUUAGAAUUC
Molecule: messenger RNA, 1330 nt
Organism: Morus notabilis
Lineage: Eukaryota; Viridiplantae; Streptophyta; Magnoliopsida; Rosales; Moraceae
Product: E3 ubiquitin-protein ligase RZFP34
Exons: 13
Coding region: 176-1048 (290 amino acids)
Biological process (GO): protein ubiquitination; ubiquitin-dependent protein catabolic process
Cellular component (GO): nucleus
Molecular function (GO): ubiquitin protein ligase activity; zinc ion binding
Source: RefSeq, a predicted model, not a curated record